AUGGCACUUGUAAAGAUAUCACGCAAAUUCACCUUCCCUAAUAUGAAACUCUACAAUGGAACCACCAACCCGGACGACCACAUAGCCUCCUACAAACAAAGAAUGUUUGCCAUCGUCAUACCUCGAGAUCUCUACGAAGCAUGCAUGUGCAAGAGUUUCGGCUCUAGCCUCAUGCGAUCAAUGCUCCAAUGGUAUACCAACCUCCCUAAUAACUCCAUCACAUCCUUCGCCCAGCUCACAAACACCUUCGUGGAGCAGUUCACUAGCAGGAAAAAGUUAGAAAUGUUGUUUGGCGAUCUCUACCAAAUCCGCCAACACCAUAAUGAGUUGCUCCGAGAGUAUGUGGGACACUUUAGCCACGAGAAAGUCUCCAUCCCUUACUGCAAUCAAGAGACUGUGAUAGAUGCCUUCAAGAAAGGACUCCUCCCUGAUGGUGAGUUGUACAAAGAACUCAUCAAUUUUAACUACACUACAAUGGAAGAUAUACUGGCUGGCACAUGGAUAGAGAUAAGGUGGGAAGAGGAUGAAGUCCAUAGGAACAAACUCAACACUGUCAACGAUCGCCAUCAUUGCCGAGGUGAUCGAUGCCAUGAUACAUGA
This is a messenger RNA of Pistacia vera, 600 nucleotides long. RefSeq lists its product as uncharacterized. The record is from RefSeq and is a predicted model, not a curated record. The transcript has a single exon. The coding region runs from base 1 to 600 and encodes 199 amino acids. NCBI's taxonomy places the organism in Eukaryota, Viridiplantae, Streptophyta, Magnoliopsida, Sapindales, Anacardiaceae.